AUGAUUUUAUCGGAAUAUAUAGCGUCACUGACGCAGAAUCCCUAUUUCGGAGCUGGUUUUGGACUGUUUGGCGUAGGUGCAGGGGCAGCAAUAUUACGAAAAGGGUUUCAGACUUCUAUGAUCCUAUUUAGAAGACAUUGUAUGAUAACUUUGGAGGUUCCUUGUCGCGACAAGUCAUACCAAUGGCUGUUACAGUGGAUCACACAGAAAGGAGCUAAAAAGACCCAACACUUGAGCGUGGAAACUUCGUUCCUGCAAAAAGAUACUGGGCAGAUCAAAACCAAAUACGACUUCAUACCUAGUGUUGGACAGCAUUUUUUCAGAUAUGGUGGUUCAUGGAUAAAAGUUGAGCGCGUAAGAGAGCAGCAAACUUUAGACUUACACAUGGGUGUGCCAUGGGAGACCGUCACCUUGACUUCGUUUGGCCGGGACAAGCAAAUUUACUAUGACAUUUUAGAAGAAGCCAGAACAAUGGCUCUUAAGCAACAUGAAGGCAUGACGUUAAUGUACACGGCAAUGGGUGCGGAUUGGCGGCAGUUUGGACAUCCGCGGAGACGCCGGCCGCUACAUAGUGUAGUUUUAAAGGAGGGACUCGGUGACCGCAUUUUACAAGACUGCCUAGACUUUAUUGAUAAUCCACAAUGGUAUAUUGACCGUGGAAUCCCAUAUAGAAGAGGCUACUUAUUAUAUGGACCACCAGGCUGUGGCAAAUCGUCCUUCAUCAUGGCGCUGGCCGGCGAGUUAGAGUAUAACAUCUGUGUCCUAAAUCUCUCCGAAAGAGGUCUUACUGAUGAUAGGCUUAAUCAUUUAUUGAGUGUCGCCCCAGAGCAAUCAAUAAUACUCCUCGAAGACAUAGACGCAGCGUUUGUUUCCCGCGCGGACACUCCCGCGCAGAAGGCGGCGUACGACGGCUUGAACCGGGUUACGUUCAGUGGUCUACUCAAUUGCCUCGAUGGCGUCGCGAGCACAGAAGCCCGAAUCGUUUUUAUGACUACCAAUUAUUUGGAAAGGUUAGAUCCAGCUCUAAUAAGACCUGGACGGGUGGAUAUGAAAGAAUACGUCGGCUACUGUGAUCAAGCCCAAAUAGAACUUAUGUUCUUGCGGUUCUACAAGUCGCCCGACCAUGCCAAGAUAUUUUCGGAAAAGGUUCUGGCACAGAAGAAGGUGGUAAGCCCUGCGCAAAUACAAGGAUACUUCAUGUUCCACAAGCACUCCCCACCAGAAGAAGUACUGAAAGACGUCGAAAACAUUUGGACGCUAGGUUAACGUUACGACAUUCUGUGAUAUUUAGACAAUAGGUUCAAUAAA
Messenger RNA from Hyposmocoma kahamanoa, 1308 nucleotides. It is a transcript of the gene Bcs1, whose product is annotated as mitochondrial chaperone BCS1. The record is from RefSeq and is a predicted model, not a curated record. Gene Ontology annotation, molecular function: ATP hydrolysis activity; ATP binding. Gene Ontology annotation, biological process: protein insertion into mitochondrial inner membrane from matrix; mitochondrial respiratory chain complex III assembly. The transcript is spliced from 7 exons. Lineage: Eukaryota; Metazoa; Arthropoda; Insecta; Lepidoptera; Cosmopterigidae. Gene Ontology annotation, cellular component: mitochondrial inner membrane. The coding region runs from base 1 to 1266 and encodes 421 amino acids.